This is a messenger RNA of Volvox carteri f. nagariensis, 2211 nucleotides long. RefSeq lists its product as uncharacterized. Bases 70 to 2211 code for a protein of 713 amino acids. The record is from RefSeq and is a predicted model, not a curated record. NCBI's taxonomy places the organism in Eukaryota, Viridiplantae, Chlorophyta, Chlorophyceae, Chlamydomonadales, Volvocaceae. Gene Ontology annotation, cellular component: vacuolar proton-transporting V-type ATPase complex. Gene Ontology annotation, biological process: proton transmembrane transport. Gene Ontology annotation, molecular function: proton-transporting ATPase activity, rotational mechanism. The transcript is spliced from 10 exons.
CGAACUUUACGUUGCCGGCUUGGGUAAUUUAUCCUUCAGUCCUUUGUUUUCUAUCAAGCAUUAGAGAUAAUGCAGGUCGCGGCGGGUUCUGACGGAAUCCAGAGGCUCCUGGCAGCAGAGGCAGAGGCUCAGCGGAUAGUUGGCGAAGCUCGGAAGGCCAAGGGUGAUCGCCUGCGCCAAGCAAAAGCGGAGGCUGAGAAAGAAAUAGCUGCAUAUCGUGCGGAGCGUGAGGGUGCCUACCAGAAGAAAAUUGCUGAGGCGAGUGGGCCUGCGCCCAGCGGCUCCAGCGGGUCUCAGGCUACUUUCCAGCGCUUGCAAAGCGAGACAAACUUGGCGAUUCAGAAGAUCCAGGCGGACGUGAAGGCCAAAAAGGGCGAGACAGCGUCUGACUCGCGAUACCGUGUAGUUGCACUCGGCGUUUGCGUGGUCUUUAUGUCGUAUUCAUUACCGCAAUCACCGUCGCGUAGCGGUCGUCCUCGCACCAAGGGUGCGACAGCUUCCAGUGGCGGCAAGGAUGGAAAGGAAACAGUAGUCCGUGGUGCCCUCUCUGGAAACAUCGGAGCGUCACCAUUUGGCAUUCUCGCAACCACGCCGGAAUUGCCCGUCAGCACUGGGACAUGUAUUACGGCAGUUCACUCCUUGCAAAGCAUCAACCGCCAAGGGCAAUCCAUUCUCUCCCUUCGGCGUUUGAACUCGUCUAGCAACGGCUCCAUGGCAGGAACUGUAUCUGGGGGAUUGGCUCCGGUGUCGCUCCCCGCUCCUAGCGUUGCCAGAGGCGGUGUCUUCAUGCGCCGAAUGGGUGCAGCACUGUUGGUAUUGCAAUUGGUUCUAAUCGGCGCACUUCUGUCCAGACUGUCGCUGGUUCAUAGUUUGACCGACAUGGCAAAGUCAGUGACCGUCCCGCAUUUGGGAAGUCAUGGGCAAACCGUGGCCGUAGCGGAGGUGGAUGAGUCAUCCACGAUUGCCAUUGUCACCAGGCUGGCAGCUGAAAGCCGACGUUCGGCGCGGGAUGGAGCAAUGACAGCCAGCCGCCGCGAGCGCAUGUGGCCGACAAUUGCGGACUUGACGGCACGACGGCAACAGCAGGAUGGGCUACAGAAGCACCAGCAAAUAACGCAGUCGGGAUCGCCGGCCCACCCCGUGCGACUAGUAGCCGCAGGGAGAUCAACGGCGAUGACGAGGACGGCGACGGCGAUGGAGACAGCGUCGAACAUUAAUAGGGAAAAGCAGGUUGCCAAGGCCGCUGCGGCUAGCAAGCCUAUUGCAUUUGUGAACUCUACCGCACCCACUUCCAAUGGCGAUAACAAGGGCACCAAGACGGCUGCAACCGGAACGACGGCUGAGGCGGCAAUCGGCACGAAGUUUCCGCCCUUUGCCAAGCCUGUCGUGCCGUUUGUGGGACGAGUCGCGAACCCACCGACAAUAGUCGGGGUCGUUUUUUAUGGCAGGCGCGACCGCGUCCGCAUCCUGGACUGCUACCUGCAGCGCAAUAUGGCCCGCAACGGCGGGCUCCUGACGUACGUUGUCUUUGUGACGGCCACCUGGCAGCCCGACGAUGUGGAGUUUUUGGACCGGCUGGUGGCAAUGCGUGGUGGCGAGUACAGGAAGCUCUACCCUCAGCGUCUGGACAAGGGGUACACGGGUCACUACGCCUGGAUGGAUCCUGCCACGAUUUACGUCAAGAUCGAUGACGACGUCGUUUACAUUGCGGAUGACGCCAUUGACCACAUGCUCAUAGCGCACAACCUGCAUCGCUACCACCUCAUAUCCGCCAACGUGGUGAACCACCAACCCUUGGAGCUGCCCCACAGCCAAAGUGGCGCCCAUUACAUGUACGAGCAGACCCGGCCCGCUGGUCGACUGGGUGUGUACAACUUUCCCCCGAACGAGCAGCUGUGGGACUUCAACAAGCACGUUGGCUACACCCGGUGGCGCAUCAACAUGAUUAUGUUUAAAGCUGCCAACAUUGACGUACAUGUGUACAACAUGAGCUCAACCGUCGACACCUACCCGGGCGACGACGAGGAUUACAUCACACGCAUCCUGCCCAAGCAGCUCAACCGCACCAGCGCCGCCGUGUCACAGGCGCUGGCGGUGCACUUUUCCUUCUUCAUGCAGCGGGCUGGCCUGGAGAACAAUACCGACCUCCUCGACAGGUAUACCCUUCUGGCGGAGAGGACGUGUGGGCGGCUUGUGCCGUUGUCCCCAUGA